Molecule: messenger RNA, 847 nt
Organism: Cataglyphis hispanica
Lineage: Eukaryota; Metazoa; Arthropoda; Insecta; Hymenoptera; Formicidae
Exons: 4
Coding region: 75-791 (238 amino acids)
Source: RefSeq, a predicted model, not a curated record
CAAAAAAAGUAACUGCAAGAAUAAGAAGUUACAAUAAUUAUUGAUUAAUUUUAUAUAACCAGUUCUGCUCAAUAAUGGAUAAAAGCAUCUUAAACAAAAAACCAUUGAUUCCACAACGUUUGACAAAUAAUGAUUCACAGCACAAAACACCUCAAUCUGUUGCAACAAAAAAUAAUGAAAAUAAUAUUAUUGAUUAUAAAAACAUUUCUCUUACUUUAACAGGAGAAAUAAGUUCAUCCUAUAUACAUAGAGAUAAUUUAACACAAAAGCAGCCUAACAUUUCGCUUGUGGAGGACACAGAAGAUGAUGAUGAACAGUUCUUCUCAAAUAUGAAAGAAAUUAUUGACAAAAAUUAUAAAAUGCAUAACAAAGAGAAUCAUAGUAUAAGAGAUUUGCAAAGCAAAUCAUAUUUAUCGAAGAAAAAGAAAUGUGUGUUUAGCGAUGAAGAUCAAAAUCUAAUAAAGCGGUUUAAAAAAUCUGUGAAUGAGAACAAAGUCUUGCGUGCAACUUCAGAAAAGCCACAACAAUUUGAAAAUAUUGCUUCUGUUAGUAAUUCCAAAUGCUCGAUAAUAACUAGCACUCCAAAAAUUACUUCAGAUGUCACAAUUACUAAUAUUGAUACAGAUUUUAACAGAAAUAAUACAAAUCAGUUUUUGUCUAACAUAACUUUGCAGAAAAAUGAUCAAUUGAUAAUGCCCAAAAGUACAGCGAUUAUUACAAAAACUGAAAUUGUUGAAACAGAAAUUGACCAACUUGUUUAUUAUGAGAUGCAAUACUUAACACCACCUUAAAGAGAUAAAUAAUUUAUUAUCAUUGUUUAUAAUAUUUAUAAUGUUUAUUGAUAAUU